Molecule: messenger RNA, 1370 nt
Organism: Perca fluviatilis (European perch)
Lineage: Eukaryota; Metazoa; Chordata; Actinopteri; Perciformes; Percidae
Product: neoverrucotoxin subunit alpha-like
Exons: 3
Coding region: 1-930 (309 amino acids)
Molecular function (GO): protein binding
Source: RefSeq, a predicted model, not a curated record
AUGAACUUAAACAGAGGGUUCCUGUGUGUUCUGAUUGUAUGCAGUCUGUCAGGCUGUCUGAUCUCAGAGGAAGGCUGUACUUCUCUGGUCUCAGCUCUGAGUUUCAACCCAUCCCAUCUGAGAGAGCUGGACCUGAGCUACAAUCAUCCAGGAGACUCAGGAGUGAAGCUGCUGUCAGCUGGACUUAAGGAUCCACUCUGGAGACUGGACACUCUCAGGGUGGAGCCUGCUGGAGUCAGAUGGUUGACACCAGGUCUGAGGAAGUAUUCCUGGGAACUCACACUCGACACAAACACAGUGAGCAGAAAACUCAAACUGUCUGACAACAACAGGAAGGUGACAUUAGUGGAGGAGGAUCAGCCAUAUCCUGAUCAUCCAGAGAGGUUUGACUGUCCUCAGCUGCUGUGUAGAGAUGGUCUGACUGGUCGCUGUUACUGGGAGGUCGAGAGGAGAGGAAAGGUUGAUAUAUCAGUGAGUUACAGAGGAAUCAGGAGGAAAGGAGACAGUAGAGACUGUUGGUUUGGACGUAAUGAUCAGUCCUGGCGUCUGUUUUGCUCUGAUUGUCGUUACUCUGUCCGGCACAAUAAGAGCGCAACAGUCAUCCAUCUAUCCUCCUCCUCUGUUUCCGAUAGAGUAGCAGUGUAUGUGGACUGUCCUGCUGGCUCUCUGUCCUUCUACACAGUCUCCUCUGACUCACUGAUCCACCUCUACACCUUCAACACCACAUUCACUCAGUCUCUUUAUCCUGGCUUUGGGGUCUGGUCAUCUGGUUCCUCAGUGUCUCUGUGUCCUGUGUCGUCCUGUGAGUCUCCUCCUGUCAGAGACCAGACAGUUGAGUCUGAUCAGAAUCAUCAGGCUGAUGUUAGUGAGGAGAAUGUGGGGAUCACCAAUGAUUUCCUGAAUAGAUUAGAUUCUGCUCCAAACAGCUAAAUGACAUAUAAUGCUCUUCCUCAUCAUCUCCAAAAGCUGCAUUCAGCAACCACCUUGCUGCUUAUCUGACAGCUUUAGUUCCUUUACACAUUCAGAUUAUUAAAACUAAAUACAAUCAGAUCAUACAUGAUGAUGUAUUAUUACAGAUUACCAGCUGCAACAUUAAAGUCAUCAGUCAUUAGAAACCAGUCAUAUCAUAUUGAUUAUUCUGCAGAAUCACCACUUUUACUUUUGGUACUUUAAGUAUUUUUAUGCUCAUACUUUUGUACUUGUACUUAGUUCUACACUGUGGUAUCAGUACUUUAACUUGAGUACUUAUUUUUCAUUAUGAUGUAAUGUUUUAUUACAUCAUAAUGAAAUAGUCGUUAGUAAACCUCCGUACAGAUCUGAGGCCUGUAGUACGAAGCAGGAUUUGGCGUUAACGAGCUAACUUCAGGUUC